Pristis pectinata (smalltooth sawfish) is the source of this 16038-nucleotide messenger RNA. RefSeq names its product hemicentin-1-like. Gene Ontology annotation, molecular function: calcium ion binding; axon guidance receptor activity. NCBI's taxonomy places the organism in Eukaryota, Metazoa, Chordata, Chondrichthyes, Rhinopristiformes, Pristidae. Gene Ontology annotation, biological process: synapse organization; homophilic cell-cell adhesion. Gene Ontology annotation, cellular component: plasma membrane; axon; neuronal cell body. The record is from RefSeq and is a predicted model, not a curated record.
UAGUGUCCGCUCAUGGCUCUCGGUCUCUGGCUGUUGACCGUGUGCUCGCUCCCGCGGCUGGCGGCCGAGCCCAGCUCCCGCUCGCAGGCAGCCUCCACCCUCGCCUUCGUCUUCGAUGUGACCGGCUCCAUGUACGAUGACCUGUUGCAGGUCAUGGAGGGGGCGGCGAAAAUCCUGGAGAGCACCCUGGGCAGGGCCGGCACCCCCGUGUCCAACUUCGCGCUGGUGCCCUUCCACGACCCAGAGAUUGGUCCUGUUACCGUCACCUCAGAUCCAAAGAAAUUCCAGAAGGAGCUCGAGGAUCUCUAUGUGCAGGGUGGAGGUGAUUGCCCCGAAAUGAGCCUUAGUGCUAUAAAACGAGCCCUUGAGGUAUCAUUCCCUGGUUCUUUUAUCUACGUCUUCACUGAUGCCAGAGCAAAGGAUUACCAGUUGACCAAGGAUGUACUGCAACUCAUUCAGCUGAAGCAGUCCCAGGUGGUAUUUGUGUUGACUGGAGACUGUGGGGACAGAGGCCACCCAGGGUAUCGGGCCUUUGAAGAGGUGGCCUCAACCAGUUCAGGUCAAAUAUUCCACCUGGACAAACAGCAAGUCAAUGAGGUGCUGAAAUGGGUUGAAGAAACCAUCCAAGCCUCUAAGGUCCACCUUCUGUCCACAAACCACAAGGACAGGGAGGAGCAUGUCUGGCUGGUGCCCUUUGACCCAAGCCUGAAAGAAGUCACCAUUUCCCUCAGUGGACCUGCACCAGCCAUAGAAGUCCGGGACCCCUCGGGCCGGAUCUUGUGGAGAGGAUUAGGUUUGAAUGAACUGCUGAAUAUUCCAAACUCAGCUCGGGUUGUCAAUGUCAAGAGCCCACAGCCUGGAAUGUGGACAAUAAAGCUCCGCAGCACUGGGCGCCACUCUGUACGGAUCACAGGAGUCAGCAACAUUGAUUUCCGGGCUGGAUUUUCUACAAAACCCACCUCAGACUUCAGCAGAACAACCGAGCGUCCAAUUCAAGGCGUAGCCACCCACAUAUUGUUGAACUGCUCUGGUCUGCAGCCUCCGGGACAGCUGGAUCGAUUAGAGUUCCUCAGUACCUCAGGACAGUCUCUGAAGAGCUUGCCUGUCAAGGCCCAUUCCAGCCUCACCACCAAUGUGUGGAAAGUUCCAGAAAUCUUGCCGCCCAGUGAGAGCUUCUUCUUGAAGGUGACGGGAUAUGAUAGGGAAGGUUACCGUUUUCAACGGCUGUCUAGCGUAUCCUAUACAAGCCUGGUACCUGGGCCUCCAAAGGUGAGCAUGCCUGGUCAAACACACUCUUUCUACCAGCAAUCUGCAUCGAUCCCCUGCUCUGUGGAGAGUCCGAUUCCUUUCACCCUGCGGCUCAUCCGGAGAGGGACCAAAGUUCAACCAGACCGACUGUUUGACGACACUGUGAACACUACGUGGGAAAUUCCUGGUGUUUCGGGAUCUGAUGAAGGGUUUUAUGACUGUGUUGCUAUCAGUAACUCAGGCACAGGCAUAGCUAGGACCUACUUGGUUGUUACUGAACCACCUCCUAGUGUGGAGAUUCCUCAAAACGUCACAGCACUCCCUGGGGAUCAGGCGGUUCUGACAUGCACAAUCCUUGGAAGUAUUCGAUAUAACAUUACCUGGAUGCGUGAUGGGAUUGAGCUACAAACUGACAAUAAGCGAGUUAUUCCUUUGAAGAAUUCAUCUCUGGAAUUUCGGAAUGUACAGCCUGAGGAUGCAGGCCGCUAUGAAUGUGUGGCGGUCAAUAUGUAUGGUUGGAGUCAAGCCUCUGUGUGGUUGUUCAUUCCUGAGGCCCCACGUGUUUCUGUGAAUCCCAGCUCACAGAUCUUCUCAAGGGGAGCAGAGGUCCACAUUGACUGCAUUGUAGGAGCUGGUUAUCCUGAUCCCGGAGUGGCCUGGAUCCGUGAGGGUGCAUUUGUGACGAGCAAUGACAGAUUCUCCAUCAGUGAAUAUGGUACUUUGAUACUGAAGGACGCUGUCCCCGAGGAUGCAGGGAGCUAUAUCUGCCUUGCAUCAAAUACGGUUGGAACAGCCCAGGACGAAGCAAUACUCAAGUACACAGAGACGCCCACAAUUUCUGCGCUGAAUCCAAUGGUGCUCGCUGUGGUCACUGAGGUGGCAUUGCUGGAAUGUCAAGCCACAGGGGUCCCUCAGCCCGAGGUCAAAUGGUACAAAGGUGAUUUGGAGAUGACCCUGGUACCAUUUGCAAAAGUUGAUCUCUUUCAAGGAACAAUGAUGAUAAUGGAUGUGCAGGAGAUGGAUGCUGGAGAGUAUACCUGCGUGGCAACAAAUGAAGCAGGCACCUCUGCUGCUGUGGUCACUUUAGAUGUUGGUUCUGCCCCUCUGUUUUCAGAGGCUCCCUCUGAUGUCUCCGUGGCUAUUGGUAAGAAUGUGACGUUGCCUUGCAGUGCAGAAGGGUAUCCCACUCCACAGAUCACAUGGCAACGACCUGACGGACAGCCCAUUUUCACCAAAUCUGAUUCGAUGAGCCUUGUUAGUCAACUGGAGUCCGGCAGCUUGUUUAUUGAGAAUGUGUGGCUGGAUGAUGAAGCCAGGUAUAUCUGUGAGGCGAAGAACCAAUUUGGAGUGAUCCGUGCAGAGGUGACACUGACCGUCACCGGUCUUGUUAUGCCUGAAGUGGUAGAAAGUGCCCCAAUCAUCAGUGUGUUGGAAGGUCGGUCGUUGACAUUGCCAUGUGUGAUCCUGGCAGGUAAUCCCUACCCCGAACGUUACUGGUUAAAAGACAACCAGCUGUUGAGCUUGGACAGGCGCGUGUCAAUCCGCAGUGAUGGCAGCUUCCAUAUUGAGAGGGCAGAACAAGGAGAUGCUGGGAGAUAUGUGUGCACUAUCACCAAUAUAGUGGGAUCUGUUAAUAAAACCAUCACAGUGAGUGUACAUGUACUUCCAUCAAUCAAAGGUGGUCACACUGUCCUUACCACAGAUGAGGAGGUGCCUGUUACUCUGCUCUGUGAAUCUAGUGGGGUUCCAAAACCAACCGUUGUUUGGUCCAAGGGAGAGCAGCUGCUUCCACGGGCGCCACGGUACCGCACUGAUGCUAAUGGGAGCCUCAUGAUUCUUGCUCCGUCACCAGAGGACUCUGGAGUCUAUGUCUGCACUGCUUCCAAUGUUGUGGGGUUUGCCAGCAGAGAACUCCAGCUAUUUGUUCACACAAAACCAAAGAUUGGUGGAACGAAUGCAACUGUGGAUGGGCCAGUUGAAAUCACAGCCACAGCUGGGACAGAGGUGACGUUGCCAUGUGAAGUUCAGGGCUCUCCUCCUCCCAUCAUCAGAUGGAAGAAAGACUCACGACUGGUACCAGUCAUGACAGCCAGGUACACAGUCUUACCAUCGGGCUCACUAAGGAUCUUGGACUCAAGGGUGUCUGAUGGUGGCCUGUAUAGAUGUUCUGCUAUUAACAGAGUAGGAAAUGCCUCAUUGACAUUGCAACUCAUCAUUCAUGUUCCUCCCAAGAUCCAUCCUUCACAUCAUCUUCUGAAAGCAGUUGUUGGUCAGUCUGUGGACCUUCCAUGUCUGGCACAUGGCGACCCAACUCCAAAUAUCAGGUGGUACAGGGGUGAUGAAGCCCUGCUGCAGGGUGCCAGCGAUUCCCUGGAUGGACCCGAUGGUUCAGUCAGCAUUGAAGAUGUGGAGCUCUCUGAUACCGGAGUAUAUCGUUGUGUUGCAACCAAUAGUGUCGGACAGGAUGUGACUGAAAUGACAUUGUUAGUAUUGGAGCCACCGUUUUUUGCUGAAGAUGUUGUCCCAUUUGAUGCUGAACAGGAACGAUUGGCCAAGGAGAGGGUCAUCCUUCCCUGCCCAGCUGGAGGAACUCCUCCACCUCUCAUACACUGGCUACAAAAUGGAUUGGAACUGUUGGGUAAUGAACCAGGGGUCUCGAUACUUGAGGAUGGCUCCCUUUUGAUUGAUUCAGCUUCACCGUAUAACAGUGGAGAUUACAUGUGUAUUGCAACAAAUGAGGCUGGCUCUUCCAAAAGAAAAUAUCGAUUGCAAGUCAGAGUUCCCCCUCAUAUUCGGAAUAACGACCAGAUACAGAACAUCACUGCAUUGAUUCAUCAACCAUCGACUUUGGAGUGUGACGCCACCGGUACCCCGCCACCCACUAUCAGUUGGUACAAGAACGAGCAACCAGUCGCAGGGACCAGCAGAGUCCGACUUCUGAAUGGCGGCCGUCUGCUUCGACUUCCAAAAGCCCGCAAAGAGGACGCUGGAGUGUACUCUUGCAAGGCUGUCAAUGUUGCUGGCACCGCUGAUAAACAUUUAAACCUACUGGUGCAGGUGCCUCCCAUGAUCUUCCGAUCUGGAAUCACUCAGGAAGUGGCUGUUUUGGUGAAUUCCGAGUUGGAGCUCAAGUGCCGCACCAAUGGAAUUCCUUUCCCGCUCAUUCGAUGGAGUAAGGAUAGCGAGAGCUUGUCUCUGGGCACCAGUCAUGUGGAGUUUACAGAAGAGGGGCAAAUACUACGGAUUCGGACAGCUCGACUGACGGACCAGGGCCUCUAUCAAUGUACAGCCCACAACUCAGCUGGGCAGCAGAGCAAACACUUCAAGGUUGACGUCCAUGUUCCUCCAACAAUCCGAGGAGCCAAUGAUACCAAGGAGGUGAAUGUUCAGUUGAACAGCCGCAUCAGUCUGGAGUGUGAUUCUCAUGGUGUUCCUUCCCCUGGGAUAACAUGGCUGAAGGAUAAUCGUCCCAUUGUAUCCAGCUCCAAAAUGACAUAUGUGGAGAGAGGUCGAUUGCUGCAGGUUAAUGGAGCCCAGGCGUCUGAUGCAGGAUGGUACACAUGUCGUGCCAGAAACAUUGCAGGGACUGUCAAGAAGUCAUACAAAGUGCAGGUUUAUGUUCCAGCUAGCAUUGAUGAGAUCUCGGGCCAUCCUUUGAAGACGAAAGCAGUAGUUGGUCAUUCCUUGACCCUGAAGUGUUCCCCAAGUGGUUACCCACCUCCUGAGCUCUUUUGGCUCAAAGACGGUGCCCCGCUGAUGGGCAAUGACAGAGUACAGUUCAUGGCCGGAGGAAAGACCCUUAAGAUUAAGAAUGCUGGAGUGAGUGAUGCUGGUACCUAUGUGUGUAUAGCGAGCAAUGCUGCGGGAGAACAACAACUUCACCAAACUGUGGACAUCUUAGUCCCUCCUCAGCUGCUGACUGGACAGUCUUCUCACGUGACCGUGACCAUUGAUAAUCCACUGGAGCUGACUUGUCAAGCAACUGGUCAUCCACCACCAAAAGUAACGUGGCUGAGGAACAAUGUUCCACUCACUGAGCUGGACGGUACUUGGGUGUCAGUUGACCAGAGCAGACUCUUUAUUAGUCGCAUGAAGCUGAUGGAUGUUGGUCGCUACGUCUGCCUAGCCAGAAAUGAGGCAGGUGAAGAGAGAGGAGAAUUUGAUGUCACAGUCCAUGUGCCCCCAGUGGUGAGGAUUGUGGGAGCUGAGAGUCUGUCUGUCAUGACUGGUCAAUCUGUUACAUUGGAAUGCACUGUUACUGGAACCCCAACACCUUUGAUCACAUGGUUGAAGGAUGGACAGAUGCUCACCCAAACAAAUGGGAGCCUCAAGAUUGAUAGAGUAACUCAAAAAGAUGGCGGCAUUUAUUCCUGUGUAGCUACCAAUGAGGCAGGUGAAUCUGAGCAAGAUGUCAAACUAAUUGUGUACGAGCUUCCUGUUAUAGAUGCGUCUGUUGAUACAAACAAAACUGCAACUGUGAAUCUUUCCGUCUCCUUUGACUGCCUUGUCACAGGAACUCCACCUCCUGUGUUGACUUGGCUCAAGGGAAACCAAUUGAUCACAAAUAUGGCUGGUAUCAGUGUGCUGGAGGGCGGAAGAACUCUACAGAUACACAGUGCCCAGGUCUCUGAUAGAGGACUGUAUCGCUGUGUGGCAUCCAGUGUGGGUGGCAGCACAGAACUGCAAUAUACCCUGCAGGUUUAUGUCCCACCGGUGAUCUCAACUGUCUUGGACAAGGUUACUGUCCUUCUGAACCAGCCUGUAGAACUCCAGUGUGAGGCUGCAGGAAUUCCUGCCCCCAAAAUGACAUGGUUGAAAGAUAAGACUCCUGUCUUUAUGAUGAGUGAAAGGCUAAAGUUCUUUUUGAAUGGCCAGAUUCUGUCCUUAGCCAGUGCCCAUUCCUCUGAUUCAGGAACAUACACUUGCGUUGCUGUGAAUUCUGCUGGAGAGGACCAAAGGGAGAUCCAGCUGCAAGUUCUUCUUCCACCAAGCAUUCUGGGAGAGGAGCAGAAUGUGUCAGUUACUUUGAAUGAUUCUGUGAACUUGGAGUGUCAGAGUCGAGCGUUCCCUCCACCCACUCUCACGUGGACAAAGGACGGACAACCUCUGCCAAGGCACACUGGUCUCGUGUUCAAUGAGAAUGGCAGUGUCAUAGAGAUCAAGACGGCCCAAGUUCGAGAUGCUGGCCGCUAUACUUGCAAGGCUUCAAAUGAUGCUGGAAACACAGAGAAGAGCUAUUACUUGAAUGUGUGGGUGCCUCCAUCAUUUCACGGAUUAACGGAUCAAACAUCUGUGACGGUAAUCGAGGGAAACUCCUUGAGCUUAUUUUGUGAAUGCAGCGGGAUUCCCUCUCCUGUUCUUCGGUGGAGGAAGAAUGGAAUGCCCCUCUCUUCAGAAAACAAUGGGCGAGUUAUUGUUUAUUCAGGGAGGCAAAUGCUGCAUAUAUCAAGCACCCGGAUAUCAGACAGUGGAAACUACACGUGCGUAGGUACCAAUCUGGCUGGAACAAGCACAAAGGACUAUAGCGUGGAAGUUUAUGCAAUACCAACGAUCAAGAAUGGUGAUGGGCAGCCAACAGAAAUCUCCGUUACCAAAGGAGCUGCGGUCACUUUGAAAUGUGAUGCACGUGGAUUCCCUCAGCCAACACUGCGGUGGUUGAAGGAUGGACGGCCCGUAGUGAGCAGGCAAGGCAUCCAAGUGGAGAAAGGGGGCCAGAUCCUGAAUGUUCAGAGGGCACAGGAGCACCACACAGGCCACUACACCUGCCUGGCUGUGAAUGCAGCAGGACAGUCAGGCAGGAAGUUUGAUUUAAGUGUUCUUGUCCCUCCAGCUAUCAUUGGAGAGAUGGGAUCUCCGGAAAAUAUCAGCACACUCCUCAGCAGUUCUAUCACUCUGAUCUGUGAGGCCACUGGGGUCCCACCACCUGCCUUUAACUGGCUUAGAAAUGGAUCACCCCUUGUUCCCAACAGUAAGAUGCAAGUGCUCUCAGGUGGACAGACCCUCAAACUGACCCGUGUACAUGUGGGAGAUGCUGGCCAUUAUGUUUGCUUGGUCAACAACACUGCAGGGGAAGCCAAGAAGGAUUUUCACCUCGAUGUACUGAGUCCUCCCAGCAUUUUAAGUGAAAACCUGUUGAAGAAGAUUCAUAUCAAAGAAGCGGAGAACACAAACCUGACCUGCUUGAGCACAGGCAAUCCAAAACCACGCAUCACUUGGUGGAAAGACGGCCAUGUGCUGAAUGGUAGUGCAGGGUACCGGGUUUCAUCAGAUGGAUCACUGCUAGAGAUCCUGGAUGCCAGCUUGUCACACACGGGACAGUAUACCUGCCUGGCAGCUAACUCUGUUGGCGACAAAUCCCAAAACUACCAUCUCAGUGUUUUCGUUGCGCCCAGAAUACCCAGUGUGGGUGAAGAUGGUGCCCCGGAGGAUGUUGUUGUAAUUGUGAAUAAUCCCACUUCAUUGGUGUGUGAGGCUGUGGCCUAUCCAAGUCCAACCAUCACCUGGCUGAAGGACGGGGUUCUCUUCAAGGCAUCAAGAAAUGUGCAUCUGUUACCAGGAGGACGAGGGCUGCAGAUUCUGAAUGUACAAGAAGAAAAUGCUGGUCGCUACAGCUGUGUUGUGACUAAUAUAGCUGGUGAGGCUGUGAAGGAUUACGAGCUCAAAGUCUUCAUUCCUCCACAGAUUGUGAAGGAUGAUCAGACAGUGAGAAAUUUUCGUGUAACUCAGGUCAAGACCAAGGUGAAUACCUCACUAACCCUGGCAUGUGAAUCCUGGGCUGUGCCACCUCCUGCUCUUCGCUGGUAUAAAGAUGGUCAGUUGUUGGCAGGGACUGAACAUCUCCAAAUUCUUGAUGAAGGACACAUUCUCCAAAUCAAACACACAAAGGUGUCGGAUACAGGACGUUACACCUGCGUGGCCACAAAUAUUGCAGGAGAAGAUGAGAAGGACUUUCAUGUCAACAUUCAAGUGCCUCCCAUCUUCCAGAAGGUGCACGGAGUGAACGCUGCCUGGGAGGUGAUACUUCAGGAAGAUGAAGUUGAGGAUAUUGUGGAACGCCGGGAAGUGAUUGUGAAUAAUCCAGUUUCCCUUUACUGCGAGACAAAUGCCAUCCCACCACCCAAACUCUCCUGGUACAAGGAUGGUAAAGCUCUCUCUGCCACAGAUGAUAUCGUAAUUCUUCCAGGAAGCCAUAUCCUGCAGAUCCCCAGGAUGCGUGUAGACGAUGCUGGGAGAUAUACCUGCCAGGCUGUCAAUGAAGUUGGAGAGGACCAGCUCCACUAUGAGCUUGUUGUCCUUGUUCCUCCUGUCAUUCAUGCAGAAGGGGAUGAAUUUGGAGAGGAACUUGCGCUGAUUCUAAAUGAAACAACUCAACUGCGUUGUGAGGCAAAUGGGAACCCUGAACCUUCCAUCUCCUGGCUCAGAGAUGGCCAGCCCGUUACUACAGAUCACAGACUCCAGCUUCUGGAUGGUGGCAAAAUUCUCCAGAUUCACUCCGUGCAGUUAUCUGACACAGGUGGCUAUCUCUGUAUUGCUGAAAACCCAGCGGGAACAACAGAGAGGCUUUUCAGCCUCCGUGUUCAAGUGCCUCCAAGAGUACUUGGCCCCAACCCAGAGAAUAUUAAUGUUGUGGUGAACAAUCCCAUUUGGUUAACGUGUGAAUCCCGAGCAGUUCCUGCAGCAGAUGUCACAUGGUACAAAAAUGGGCUCCUGCUGCAGUUCAGCAGUGACAUCCUCUAUCUCCCAGGUGGCUAUGUCCUUCAGAUUCCCAGAGCAAAGACUGAACAUGGUGGCAAGUACACCUGUGUUGCUGCCAAUGCAGCAGGCAAUGAUGAGAAGCACAUCCACCUCCAUGUAAACACCCCACCCACCAUUAAACACAAUGGCGAUCGUUACUCGGAAACCAUCACAGCCCGUGUUGGGGAAACGGUCACUCUCAGAUGUGAGUCAGAUGCUCUUCCAGUUCCUACGGUCACAUGGUAUAAGAAUGACCACCAGCUGCCCCUGGGAAAUGCUGCCCAUAUCCUCUCUGAGGGGCAGAUACUCCAAAUCAAGGAUGUUCAGGUUACAGAUUCUGGACAAUACACAUGUAAAGUCACCAACUUGGCGGGACAUAUGAAAAGGACCUUCAAACUGAAUGUGCACUCCCCGCCAACACUUGAAGAGCCCCUGCAGGAGGUUGUUAUUCAGAUGGCUGGCAGUGCCCUUGUUCUUUCUUGCCAUGCCUCAGGAGUUCCACCACCCAGCAUCACGUGGCUGAAAGAUGGGGAAUCAAUAGUUCCUUUCUCUUACAGUAAUGUAACCGUUCUAACAGGGAGCAACAACAGACUGGACUGGCACAUUCUGUCCAGUGGCAGUAGACUGCAGACCAUCCAUUUACAGCCUUCCCAUGGUGGAAAUUACACCUGCUUGGCAAAGAAUUCUGAGGGAGAAGUGCGCAGGCGUUAUAUACUGGUUGUUCAAGUGUCACCAAGUAUCCUCGGCUCAGAAGUACCCAGUGAAUAUGACGCUGUGGUGAAUGAAGAUGUGAAUUUGGAAUGUGUGGCUUCAGGGAAACCAAAACCCAUUCUAAAAUGGUUGAAAGACAGCCAACCAUUGGAAACACUGGAGAAAAUGCACAUUGAGUUGUCCUCAGAUGGGAGUUCCUUAAGCAUAAAGGGAGUUUUAGCCUCAGAUGCAGGAAGGUACACUUGUGUGGCACAGAAUCCUGCUGGCGAGGAGACAAAAUUGUUCAUACUCAAGGUGCUUGUGCCUCCAAACAUCAGCGGAAUCUCCGGCCUUCCCGAGACCAUCACAGCAGUGCCGGAUGCAGCAGUUACGCUGGAAUGCAGAGCUGCUGGUGUUCCUCCCCCACAGCUCAGCUGGCUGAAGGAUGGCCUGCCCCUUCCAAUCUCAUCCCACAUGAGGCUGCAGUCAGCUGGCCAGAUCUUGAGGAUUGCUGACGUACAGGUUUCUGACACAGGAAGCUACACGUGUGUUGCUGUGAGCCAGGCGGGUGUGACAGAGCGACACUACCACCUGCGUGUUCGAGUCCCUCCAAGAGUUGAAAAUUCCAGAGACACGGAAGAAGUACUGGCCAUCCAAGGAACUUCUGUUACUCUCACCUGUGAAGCCAGUGGGAUCCCACCCCCUAUGUUCUCAUGGUUGAAGGAUGGCGAACUGCUGGUGCUUAAUAACCUGGUUACUGAGGGUCAUGAGAUGAGGCUGGAACUGCCAUCUGUCAGCCUGAAUGACUCUGGCUGGUAUUCCUGCAUUGCUGUGAAUGAAGCAGGCGAGGCCACCAGACACUUCAGCUUGGUGGUCAUGGAACCUCCACGCAUUUCUCGCUCAGAAAUGCCACAGGAAGUAUCUGUGGUUUUAAAUGGUCCUCUGGAGCUGAUGUGCAUGGCAGUAGGAAUCCCUCUUCCUGAAAUAAGAUGGCUAAAGGAUGGAGCACCUCUCAAUGGAUUUGGCAUGGUGCUGAGUGAUGGAAAGGUCCUCAGGAUAGAAAGCGUACAGGUCAAAGAUGGUGGUCUUUAUACCUGUCUGGCAACAAGUCCUGCUGGGGAGGAUCAGCAGCACCAUUUAGUGAAGAUAAAUGUUCCCCCAAAUAUCACGGGUUCCAGUGAUCCUCAGAUGGUCACUCUGAUGGCUGGGGAGCAGCUAACACUGGAGUGCAAAUCUGAAGCUGUUCCACCUCCCACUGUUCGGUGGUUCAAGGAUGACGUUCCAUUACAAGCUAAUUCUCGUAUUCAGAAUGUGCCAGACAGUCAGUACCUACAGAUCAGCAAUGUUGGCCCCUCAGACACUGGCAUGUACAAGUGCCUCGUCAGCAACAUUGCAGGAGAAAUGAGCCGUGUCUUCAAUGUUAUUAUUCAUGUUACUCCAUCAAUCAAGGCCAGCUCCCCGUCCCUCUCCGUCUUCAUCAACCAACCUGCUUUGCUGGAAUGUGAAGUCCGUGGCAACCCGAAACCAACAGUCACUUGGAGAAAGGAUGGCAGUUUACUGAGUCCGGACAGCCCCAGGUUUGAGUUUCUCUCUGAGGGUUCGCUACGGAUCCACUCAGUGCAAGUUUUUGAUGCCGGCCACUAUCUUUGCUCAGCAUCUAGUGUAGUUGGCACAGAUCAUCAUUGGAUCGAACUACAAGUCUUAGGUGCACCUGUUAUCAGCCCUUCUCCAACUAAUGUCACAGCCAUUGCAAAUACUCAAGCAGAGGUGAGCUGCGAGGUUUCAGGAAGCCCUAAACCAGAAGUGACCUGGAAGAAAAAUGGUAAACCACUGAACUUUAACCUGCAGCAGAACAUGUACAGGUUAUUGCCAUCGGGCUCCCUGGUGAUCAUUUCUGCCACCACUGAAGAUACAGCGCUGUACGAGUGCACGGCUUCCAACGAAGCUGGAGAUUCCCACAGGCUCAUCCAGUUAACCGUGCAUGUCCCACCAUCAAUUGCAGAUAAUUCUCCAGAUGUUACUGUCACUAAAAUGUCCCCAGUGGUGCUAACGUGUCACGUGACUGGAAUCCCUGAACCUUCAGUGACUUGGAUGAAGGAUGGAGCCCGGCUGGGGAAGCGAGGGCCAGGGUACAAAGUGCUGCCAACAGGAAUCCUGGAAAUUGCCUCGGCCACCCUGAGCCAUGCUGGAAGCUACAUGUGCACGGCUGGGAACAUGGUGGGGACAGCACAUAAACACGUAACCCUCAUAGUGCAAGAACCACCCGUUAUCAAACCUCUACCUGCCACCUUUGAAAUUGUAGUGAACAAUGGUAUCAUACUUCCCUGUGAGUCCACGGGUAUGCCAAGACCCAGCAUUACGUGGCAGAAAGAUGGCGUCACCAUCUCAAGCACAGGUCAUUUCUUGUUGGCUAAUGGAGCGUUGGAGAUCGUGAGAGCAACAGAAGAGGAUUCUGGGAAUUACAUGUGCAUUGCCCAGAAUGUAGCUGGCACAGCUCUGGGUAAAACCAAGCUGGUGGUGCAAGUGCCCCCGGUGAUCAAAGCCGACAGCAGAGAAUAUAAAGCCACCAUUCACCACUCUGCCAUGUUAUCCUGUGAGGCAGCAGGCCAGCCUAAACCAAAGAUAACCUGGGUAAAGGAUGGCCGUCCCGUCAUUGACCACACUCACUUGCAGACGUUUGCUAAUGGAUCCCUGCACAUUCCACAGGUCCAGCUGGCUGAUGCGGGAUGGUACACAUGCGUUGCCCGGAACAAAGCUGGGGUGGUCAGUGUGGACAGGACUCUGGUGGUGCAGGUUCCACCAUCGAUUUUAAUUGGCCAGUCAGAGUUUUCAGUGCUGGAGGAUUCACGGGUCCUCUUGCCCUGUGCUGCCCAGGGAUCACCUGCACCCAUGGUGUAUUGGGAGAAGGAUGGUGCUGCCGUGCCUGAUGUCCCAGGAAAAUUCACCGUGUUGCAGUCCGGGGAAUUGAUAGUAGAAAAUACAACGCCAGAAGACGCAGGUGUCUAUACUUGUACAGCAGUCAACCCCGUAGGCAAAGACAGUCAUCGCAUUCACCUGUCUGUAAAUAUUCAACCAGCGUUCACGGAGCUCCCUGCUGACGUGUCCCUCCAUAAAGGUGAAAGGCUGCUAUUGACAUGUGCGGCAAAGGGGUUCCCAACUCCCUCCAUCAGCUGGACCUUCAAUAACAAGCCCAUUGCAGUGAGAGCUUCACAGACCGAAGGCCUGAGUGAAAUGAUGAUAGAAAGGGUUUCUAAAAAAGAUUCUGGGACUUAUGUGUGCACAGCAGAAAAUGUUGUGGGAGUGAUCAGAGCGAUCGGAUUUGUCUAUGUGAAAGAGGCACCAGUUCUCUGGGGAGAGGUCCGUGCGUACCAGAUGGAACCUCUGGGAGGGAAUGUCAUAUUGAACUGUGAUGCCCGCGGACAUCCAGUGCCAUCAAUCAACUGGAAUAAAAAUGGCAGCCCAUUGACCAUCAGUAAUCGUAUUCGACAAAUGAACAAUGGUUCCCUGGCAAUCUACAGGACAGUGAAUGAAGAUGCGGGAGAUUACAAGUGUGUCGCAAAGAAUGAAGCUGGGGUUGUUGAACGGAAGGUUACCCUGAUGCUGCAGAGUGCUCCUGUGUUCACUUUGAAACCCUUGGACACAGUUGCGGGGGUUGGUGACAGAGUCCUGUUGCACUGCCGAGCAGCAGGCGAGCCGCUGCCAGUGGUGGAGUGGACCCAUAACGGACAGCCGGUCAGGGAGAACAAGCGGCUGGCAGUGCUACCAAACUCUACUCUGCAGAUCCUCUCCACUGAGAAGGAAGACACAGGAGAAUACGAAUGUGUAGCACGGAAUCUCAUGGGCUACGCCUUUGUAAAAAUAGCUCUAACCGUGCAAGUGCAUGGAGGGUUCUCUGAAUGGUUGGAGUGGGGGCCAUGCAGUGUUACCUGUGGCAGAGGUGUAGAAGAGCGAAUCCGUUUGUGUAACAAUCCCUCACCUGCCAAUGGAGGGAGGUCAUGUCAUGGAGUAGACGUUGAGUCAAGGCAAUGCAACGCAAAUCCUUGUCAAGUGAAUGGGAACUGGGCUUCCUGGAGCUCCUGGAAUCCGUGCAGUCGGACUUGUGGGGGUGGACAGAGCAAGCGCUACCGAUCGUGCAGCAACCCCCCUCCAGCCAGGGGUGGCAAGGUUUGCUCAGGACCCGAUGUACAGAUGCAGAGAUGUGGCAUGGAGCUGUGCCCGGUGAAUGGAGCUUGGAGUCCCUGGCAGCAGUGGAGUGAGUGCUCGGCCUCCUGUGGAGGGGGGAAGCAGCUCAGGCAGCGACGAUGCAACAGCCCUCCCCCGAAUGGCAACGGAAGACCCUGUCAUGGAGAGAGCUUUGAGUCUGCCGGCUGCAGUCUGCACCCGUGCCCAGGUGUUCCCGGGAGAGCCAGAGGCAGCCUGAUCGGGAUUAUCAAUGACAAGGAAUUUGGGGUUGCAUUCCUCGACGCCAAUGUCACGGAAAACUCAGCCACAGGCAUCAGCAGUGUUCGGGCAAUUAUCCAGAACUUGCCUGACACAAUCGGCCCUCUGAUUAGGGUACUGACCUCCACUUUCACCCCAAUUUACUGGUCAGUAACCAACCCAGCACCAGGAACAAUGAACGGAUUCUCACUGACAAAGGGAGUUUUCAGGCAGGAGUCACAAAUGGAGUUUGCAACAGGUGAAAUCCUUCGAAUGACCCAUGUUGCCCGUGGUGUAGAUGCAGAGGGAGUGCUCCUGUUCGAUAUUGUGAUCAAUGGUAAUGUCCCCAGAAUCCUUGCGAGUGCAGACAUUGCUGUGAAGGAUUUCAGUGAAAGUUACAUACAGACGGGUCCUGGGCAGCUCUAUGGAUGGUCGACCCAAAUGUUCCUCCAGGACGGCUCUCCUAUUUCCUUCAAGUGUAACCACAACCAUUGUAUUCCAAAGGAGAGCAGUGUCCCGAGGGAUUUUUUACUUGACUCAACCUUCUACUGCACAGAUCUUGAUGAAUGCCAGCUCGGGACCCACAUGUGUCACUUUGGCCAAGACUGUCAGAAUGAGGCAGGGUCGUACCGCUGCCUGGUGCAUUGUGGAAUUGGCUUCAAGCGGUCCACAAAAGGACCUGGUUGUGAAGAUGUCGAUGAAUGCAAGGAGUCAGGCAGCCCUCCUUGUCAUCAGCGUUGCCUCAAUGCCAUUGGCACCUACUGGUGUGCAUGUGAGCCUGGUUACCAGCUCCUGGCACAGCGCUGUGUUGAUAUCAAUGAAUGCAACAUGAAUGUCUGCCACCCGGACCAGGAAUCAAACACCGAGGGAGGUUACCAUUGCAGCGAGAGCUGUCCUCGUGGCACCAUCCGGCUACUCAGUGGAACCUGUGGCGACGUUGACGAGUGCAAAGGAGGGACCCACAUGUGCCGCUACAACCAAAAGUGUGAGAACACGGUGGGCAGUUACCAGUGUAGCUGCCCUCGGGGUUACCGUUCACAGGGGAUGGGAAGACCGUGUCUGGAUGUGGAUGAAUGCCAGCAGCUGCCCAAGCCCUGCGGCUACCAAUGCGGAACCUGGCGGGCAGUUACAAGUGCUUGUGUCCCUCCCGGCAAGCAGCUCCUGGCCGACGCCAAGUCUUGUGCGGGACUGGAAAAGCCGAAGCAGAACACAGCACAGUUUACAAGCUUCAGGCCCCAGGCUGGUCUCCAUUGGUCAGUUCAGCACAUCCAGCAGACUGGCCAGAACCAGGUCAAUCCCUUCUACACCUGGCUGGGGUGGAAGACAAACAGGGAAUUUGCUGACAUCAAUGAAUGUCAGACUUGGAACUUCUGCCAACAUGACUGCAGGAACACUCAGGGCAGCUACCAGUGCAUGUGCCCUCCUGGCUAUCGACUGCAGCCCAAUGGAAGAAGCUGCCAGGAUAUUGAUGAAUGCCGGGAGCAGAACAUUAAGUGUGGUCUGAACCAGAUGUGCUUCAACACGAGAGGGAGCCAUCAAUGUAUUGAUACCCCAUGCCCUGCCACCUACCGCAGAGGACCCAGCCCAGGGACCUGUUUCCGCCGCUGCCUCCUGAACUGUGCGACGGGACCCCUCGCCCUCCAGUACAAGCUGCUGACCCUCCCCAGUGGCAUCCCCGCCCAGCACGAUGUGAUCCGGCUCUCGGCCUUCUCGGAGCGCGGCGUCCUGCAGAGCCAGACCAACUUCACUGCCAUCGAGCUGGAGCCGGGGAGCCCCUUCGCCAUCCGCACCGAGGGCGGCCGCGGCAUCGUGCAGACUCUGCGCCCACUGGCGGAUCCUGGCGUGUUCCGGCUGAAGGUGCGCGCCACCACCUACAGCCAGCUCGGCGCGCUGAAGAACCAGAGCGUCUUUGUCAUCUUCAUUGCCGUCUCUCCCUACCCGUACUGA